AUGUCGGCAUCGUCGGCACGGAAACGGUGUUCAGUGAAUGGCAUCCAGAAGCACGUGCCGGUCGAUUCAGCAUCUAAACGACUCGUAAUCGAGUCACCUCUUCAGCCACUCUUCGAUCUUGAUCAGUUCUUCUCCAAGACCGAUCUCGAAGAUGUAUUCAUCGGUAGGGAAUGGGCGUUCCGUGAAAUUUACGAAUCAGCUGUAGUGGAUAAGAUUCCAGUGACUAUAGUGGAAGGUUGUCGCGGAUCUGGCAAAACGACAAUCAUUAACCAACUCGUUCUCAAUUCGUCUUUUUAUUCUACAAAGACCUCCGACACCAUCGAUUCGGGUUGUGUUGCCGACGAUGGAACGAUGUGGAAUUCAAGGAACUACGAAUGGAUGCGAGCGGUUGCUGCUCGUCUUGUAGCGUUUCACAUCUGUAAUAUUCAAAGCUCGUCUUCAUGUUCGAUUCCCGAGUUGGUCUGUAACAUAGGAGCGUGGCUAUCACGAUCACCCAUCUUGAAAAGCUACACGGACAUUCUUAAGAAGCUGGACAAUCACUUGCUGACCAAUGCCCGUCGAUCGAUUAUCGAUCCAUUCGGCGACGUGGUUGAUCGGAUUCUAUACGCAGCGAACGGAAGCAUGCUUUACAUUCGGCUUCUUCUUCGGCUUGUUGAGAACGGCCAGUUGUCGCUGAGAUAUCUGACACAAUCAAAUCUACCCACUGGAGACGUCAACUUGUAUGGACUAAUAAUGGAUCUUACAUUCACUUUGCCCAGUAUGUUCGCCCGUGUGGUACCGGUGUUGAACAUCCUGCUGGCCGCGCUUCGACCUCUGGACAGGUCGGAACUGUUGGCCGUGCUGAACUCGCCGAAUUCGGAUGUGUCAGUGACGGAAGUGGAACUGGAAAAAAUCCUUACGAUUCUCUCACCCCUUCUCUCAUUUGCUAGCUGUGGCUCUAUUACGCUCCACAAUACAGCGCUAAGAGAUUGGCUUCUGACAAACGCCAAUCAUCCGAAAUUGUGUUCAGAUGCCAGGCACGGUCAUAUACUCCUAGCUCUUCAUCUGACUGAAAGCGCUCCGUUGGAUUCGAUUCGACUUUUCGAAUUGUCCCAUCAUCUUCUCAAAGCACAUCCGUACAAGUAUAUGCAUGGAAAAUAUAUCCCUGAGUUCACCUCUUCAAAGGACGGGCAGAUUCACUGGAUUAAGCGUUGCUCGAAAGAUAUCGGAAAAGCACUUCUCAAUCAUAGAAACAUGUUCUUUCCAAAUACAAAGGUGACACAACUUCUUUUGAUGGCUGGCGCCGAUGUGAACGCUUUCGAUUCGUCGUCGACUCUUACCGUUAUGCAAGAAGCUGUGGCGGCUGGCAAUGCACAUCUGGUCUCGUUGUUUCUCAGCAACGGUGGCAUUGUCCAUCAACCACAAGGAGAGUCAGCGCUAACAAUCGCUGCAAAAUUUGGUCAUAUUGAACUGCUGCCACUGUUGUUUCCGCUAGACAAUACGUUGGCAAUUGAGGCCGCUUUGGUUGAAGGUGCUCGAAAUGGUCAUAGGAAGGUAAUUCGAUAUUUAUUAGCUCAGAACUGGAAUAACGCAAACAAGAGAAUUACAGCCAUAGAGAGUGCACUGAUUGUUGCUGCCGGAGCUGGUCAAACGAAGGUCUGCGAACUAUUGAUCGACUCCUAUGGGUUGAAUGAUUUAGCUAAAGCUAUGUGUGCAGCUUGUGAACAAGGCCGUGCCGACACCGUGCAGUUCUUCCUUUCACGUGGUGUAUCGCUGUCGAGUCUUCCAUGGCCAGCAGAACGUCCAGCACUCAUCUGUGCGGUGGAGAGUGGCAGUUGGGAUUUUGUGGUUGCGGUUUUGUCCCAAGCGAAGUGCAACAUCGAAUGCAAGGACGCGUUUGGCAGGACGCCGAUUAUCGCCGCUGCACGUUGUAUGCAUGUGGGACUGAUCGACCUGCUGUUGAAUAAAGGUGCGAAAAUUGAUCAACAGGAUAACCGUGGAUGGUCGGCUCUAAUGCAUGCUGUCAGUAAAAAUCAUCUACCAUCCGUACAACUUCUGCUAGAUAAGAACGCAAAAUCCAGCGUUAAAGAUGAGGACGGAAGGACAUUGGCGCACAUCGCAUGCUCAUCGGCUUCUCGAUUAGUAGUUGAUCGACUGCUGGAAUGCGGUAUGCCAAUUGAAGAUCGCGACAACGACGGGCUGUAUCCUAUUCAGAUCGCUAUAUUGCGCCAGAAUAGAGAUGCUCUUGAGUCUCUUCUUACCAGAGGUGCUCGGUUACGAACUUCAACCUGGUUGACAGCCAUGGAAUCGUUUCCUGAGGUGACUUUCAUCCUUCUAUCAAAACUUUUGGACGACGCCGGCAUACUUUUCCGGAAAAAGAGAUUUGAAGAUGCAAUGCAUCGCCUUCACUACGCGUUAAAUAAGUGUGAACUUUGUCUGGACAACCAGAAGCUGCAAGACAUCCAUAGUGGUCUGACGAAAGUUCGUCUACAAAUCAUGGUGUCUAUGGCGAGAGUGCUCCGACGACAGGGACGAACGCUACAGGCGAUUGAAGUGUGUUCGUUCAUUGAGGCGGAUGCCUGCGAGCGUGUUCGCUUCGAGAGUCUUCUUCUUCAAGCGAAAUGUCAUUUUGACCUUCAAGAUCUCGAACGAGCGAAGGUUCACGCACGUGCAGCUGUUCACCUGCGACCUGACCAUGAUGAGGCUCGCCAGCUACUCAACACACUGAUGCUUCCGUCAGCAACCAUUGCUAGAUUAUAG
Messenger RNA from Angiostrongylus costaricensis, 2739 nucleotides. The record is from the annotation of a GenBank genome assembly. Lineage: Eukaryota; Metazoa; Nematoda; Chromadorea; Rhabditida; Metastrongylidae.